Molecule: messenger RNA, 615 nt
Organism: Tarenaya hassleriana
Lineage: Eukaryota; Viridiplantae; Streptophyta; Magnoliopsida; Brassicales; Cleomaceae
Product: zinc finger protein 5-like
Exons: 1
Coding region: 1-615 (204 amino acids)
Biological process (GO): trichome differentiation; gibberellic acid mediated signaling pathway; cytokinin-activated signaling pathway
Cellular component (GO): nucleus
Molecular function (GO): DNA-binding transcription factor activity; transcription cis-regulatory region binding
Source: RefSeq, a predicted model, not a curated record
AUGUCACGUGCCGGAGAAUCCGAGAACGGGAGCUCCUCCGGAUCAUCUUCCGAUAAGACGAUAAAGCUGUUCGGCUUCGAGCUCACCGGCGUCAAUAACGGUAAUAGCGGCAACGGUAACGGUAACGGUUCAACGGAGUUUGCGGAGAGUGCAAUCUCUCCCAACACGGCGUCGUUUUCUGGGAAACGAUUCGAGUGCCAAUAUUGCAGCAAAGAGUUUGCCAACUCUCAGGCCUUGGGGGGUCACCAAAAUGCUCACAAGAAGGAGAGGUUGAAGAAGAAGAAGCUUCAGCUUCAGGCGAGAAGAGCAAACGUCGGUUACUACCUCACCAACCCUACGUCGUCGUUUCAUCAUCAUCUUCUUCCUCAGAUCCACUACAAAACGCCGUCGUACUGCGGUUUCUCUGUCUUCGCCGAUGAAGACUGCUCCUCUCAGAUCAGUUUCAAGAACCCUUGUGAAGAUUCUGGUGGGGAUGCCGGGAAAUGGUACGGCGUUCAUCAGAACAACAACAUGAUUAGGUUUGAGCGAGAUUCGUCUUCGUCGUUGCCAAGUUCCAAGAGAAGCUGUAAGAGCCUUCAGCUUGGCUUGUCCGUACACGGACAACAUAGGGUUUAG